GCCGACCUUAUCAGGAAAAAAAUAACUUUAUCAUUGUCAAACAGAUAACACAGUUGAGGAUUAUGGUGAUCUCGAUUUAAGCAAUGUGUCAAAGAGUACUGCUACAGUGAGUAACAUGAAAAACCAUUGGCCAGUUGGAGACGCAAAUAAACUGGUAUGUGAGAGUUAGUAUAUGAAUGCGUGUGACGUUAAAGUUGAUUUGUCUUCAAGAUACAAGUGAUGUUAUCAUAGGUGUUUUGUUAAAUUAUAAUUUCAUUUGUAAAUGAGUAAGGGGAAACCCUAAAACAACACAUAUAUCGAAACAAAGGACGGGUAAAAAGCGUUUGUCCAACACGUCCCUUGUUUCAUAGCGUUCUAAAAGACUUUUUUUACACUCACAAAUCUAUGAGGUUUGUAGAAUGAUUCUGUGUCGUCACGCGGGACUCUCUUGUCCGGUCGAUUCAGUGCUCCUCGUGCUGAACUGUUAGCUCGCAUCUGAAUGUAUGACAUUGAGGUACAUCUGUGGCAUGCUUGGUCGUGGCAGGGGGGGGGGGCUGGGAAUUUGAGCGAUGGGGUAUAAAGAAAGCUUGACUACAAAACAAGCCUACCUUUUCGCUUGCAAUAAACUUGGGGUCCGAACUGUAGCAUUUGUGGAUGGGAUGAGAAAGUUGUUGGGGCAGAAUAUUUUGGGCAGAUAGAUUCUGAUCAACAUAAGCAAGCAGACGUCAAAAUUGUAAUUUUUUUAGUUGUAUGCCUUGGCAAAAAGCUAAGUCAUUAUCACGUGGACUUUGUAAGCAUCCGCUGUAAACACAACAAAUUAUUCUUUUACGGAAAAUUUAUUGAUUACAACUAGACUAUCAUAAUUGAAAGAAGAAAAUAUUUUUUUUUUUAAAUUUGUAAAAAAAGUUUUCUUUUUAAGACACUUUUCAACGCAAUAAAAAUUAGACCAAAUUUUUCUUUAUUAAACAUUCAUUAAAGUUCAUUACGCAAAGAAACUAUGUGCAGAAAAAAUAUUUUAAAAUUUCUGAAUAAAACACAAUUAAACUUCUUCUACGUUUAAAAUGGAAUCCUUUGGCUUUAAAGAAUGUCUUACUACUCUUCUGCAUAUACUUUCUUUGCGUAUUGUAUGUUAAUAAAUUUUAGGAAAAUUAUUUUCUACUAUACAUUGCGUUUAAACUCGUCUUCAAAAGAAAGUCCUAUUUUUAAAAAAAAAAUGUUUUUUUAUCUUUAAUUUUAAUAUUCAGUGUUGGCCUACAUCACAUUACUUAUUUUCAUUACAUUGACCUAUGAAGAUUGCCAUUUUUUUAAAAAUCCUUUUAUUAAUUUCGCUUUUGUUCGUGGGUCGCUGGAAAAAAAAUCUUCGUACGGCUAAUUGACCCACUUCCCGUCAACCUAUCGAGCUCAAACCUGGCACAUAGAAUCGUUGCCGAUGACAACACAUUUAUCAAAUGUCCAACCCCACACCCAAAACCCAAUCCCCAACAAACUAUUUUUGCCUGUUUGUAAAGGGGAACGUGAUGACUGCGCUAUAUGAGAUUAUUUUGUUAAAAAAAUAUCACAACUGCCUUUGGUGCGUAAUAUUUUCUUUAGUUUUUAUGAAAUAGUUGGUGAAAUAAAUCUGUGGUGUAAAGGGUGUGUGUGUGUGUGGUCGGGGGGGAUGUCAUUAGAAUUUUAAUAUAGUUCAGGGGGUGGAAAAAAUUAGCGAUUGCGAGCCAGGGGAAGGGGGAGAAUCACUAAUUGGGAUUCUUAUAAAGUGUGUUACUUUUAGGCAUAUUUUGUCAAAUAUUCAGCCCCACCAUUUUAAUAAAGAAUUUCAAGGAAGAGCUAUGUUUUAGGGGUUGUUUAUCUAAUGCAGCCGAGUCGUCACGUGGGCCCAGCGUGCCAAAGUGUCGAAACCUGGCUACGCUUCUGGUUAGAGUGAUAACUAAUCAAACAAAAAUAAGAAUGGAUUUUUUUAAAUAAGAAUUAUUACUUUUAAUCAAAUACAUUUUCCAAAGCGCUAUAUUUCCUUGCUGCGCAUUCACUUUCAGCGACGUAACCAAAUCAACAAAAAUAGAUGCGCCGAUUAGAUUGCGAAGUGGCUGCACAUAAUAUUCUUGAUAUUUUAAAAGGAUACGAAACUUCUUAACGUUUUUUAUAAUAAUUUUUGUUGAACAAUUUUUUUUAUUUUUUUAAGAUUGCAAUACUUUGAAAAGUAAUUAUUUAUUAAUAUAUUUAUAACGAAGCAACACAUGUCCGUGUUUAUAAUCACGUUUCUCCUUAAAAGCUUUCAGCCGAAGUGAAGAGAGUUCUGGAGAAAGGACAGCGAGUUCUUGUCUUGGGAGGCGACCAUAGUUUGGGCAUCGGAUCGGUCCAUGGCCACUGCCAGGUGGAACCUGAUCUUAUAGUCAUAUGGGUGGAUGCCCAUGCAGACAUUAACACGCCCCUGACAACAAUUUCCGGGAACAUGCACGGCAUGAGUCUAUCAUUCCUUGUCAAGGAGUUGCG
Messenger RNA from Lymnaea stagnalis (great pond snail), 2466 nucleotides. Lineage: Eukaryota; Metazoa; Mollusca; Gastropoda; Lymnaeidae. The record is from the annotation of a GenBank genome assembly.